Messenger RNA from Branchiostoma belcheri (Belcher's lancelet), 1818 nucleotides. RefSeq lists its product as uncharacterized. The coding region runs from base 1 to 1818 and encodes 605 amino acids. The transcript is spliced from 14 exons. NCBI's taxonomy places the organism in Eukaryota, Metazoa, Chordata, Leptocardii, Amphioxiformes, Branchiostomatidae. The record is from RefSeq and is a predicted model, not a curated record.
AUGUCUCAGAGAUCUAUUGAAUCAACUUUGACACGGUUGCUGAUUCCGGUGCAUGGUUUUGUGGAGUACUGUGGUGAUGUGUACAUUGGUGUGCUCUUGACGAGCGACCUUGAAUCAAACACAGACAGUGCUAACAACUAUGGGAUCAACAAAGUGUUCCUCAGAUGCCCCAGAGACGUCCUAAAGAUUUCAGACUUGGCCAUCAGCAUGCCACAGGCCAAGCUGUGGUCAGACGUCCCAGUCAGGAUGACCAUGCAGGUAGCAGUGACCAACACUGGACAGAGGACCAUUCCACAGGCAGAGGAGGGACAGCAGAACUUCCACUUCAAGUUCUACCUGUCCAAUGACAGCAGCCUGAGCGAGGAUGACAUUGAGAUGCCCUUGUUCCUGAUGUACUCCUCCUCCGACCUUCAAGAGAUGAGGAAAGUGCUGCUGCCCCAGCAGAAGGCUCACAUCAAGCAGACCACCAUGUACUUCACUCUGCCUCAGGACAACUGUGGCAGGAGGAGUAAACUUCUCGUCCAUGUGUCACCAGCCAGGUUGGACUUUGUGGACCAGUUUCCCGCAAAUGACAUGGCAGUGCACAGCCUGACUGUGGAGUGCUCACACGAUAAUGUUGACAUCAGUGUGAAAGAGUGGAAGGUUCCGGGGAGGGGUGCCAAGAACGCAGAGUACAUCGAAAGGGACGUGGCCUUUGACCUUGUCAUUGAUGUGGCUUUGGAGGGAGCAAAAACUGUGGUGGGAGACACACUGAAGAUGAAGUUGUUCCUGUCACGAGAUGGCCAGCUGGAUGAACAUGACAAGAUGUUAGUGGAGUACCCAGCUGAAGAAAGUUCCCCCCACCCACUGGAGACUGAUAUCUACCACUCAGCACAGGUUGACUUCAGCACAGCAGUGAACAACCAACCUGACCUGCGGAUCCUAUCGGGGCCGGAAACUAGGCCGUUCUGCGGCUGGUCGUACUUCAUCGUUCAGCUGGACCCAGGCAACGUCUAUGACGAAACUGACGAGGAAAACAACGUCGCCGUCGCUGAGUACUUGUUCAAGUGCAGUGGAGACAUGCUGGGAUUGCGUGAUGUCACCUUCACGCCGCUCCAGACCCCCGUCCCGCGGGACAUUACGACCUACGUGGUCUUGGAGGUCACCGUGGACUGUAUGGGAGGAUCCUUCUGUUCCCGCGUACCCGACUCCUCUCAGGAGGGGAAGGACAACAUCAAGUUUGUCCUCACAUUCUCAGAGGACAUACUAGGCACACGAAUGGUGGACCUAACAGGAGGAGAAGUGGACCAAUCUUGGGAAGUGUCGCCUCCUCUUACAUUGGGCUAUGAUACUGUGGGAAGCAGAAGGUUCCGAUUGGCCGGUUGGGUGCGGUAUAAUGACGAUGGAGCGGACGCCUGUAACAAGUACCAGUACGCCACGCUGGGGGUACAGCAGGGGGACAGCACCAACGCUCAGUACUUACUGGACCUGUCAGCGGAAAACAGCAUUUACAGCAUCCCCUUGACUGUCAGCUGUGACGACGCAAAGUUCAUUGACCUGCUGCCUAGCCUCCAGCUGAUGUCCCAGGACGAGAUUGUGGACAUGUCCGAGGGCGCGGCGGUCGUCGACUUCCGACUGGACGUCACGGUCGUCCUCAACAACGUGGACGGCUUCUUUCAGAUCCCGGAGGACAAAGAUGGCAGCCAUUUUGAAUUCCAGCUGUAUGUUUCAGCAAACAAGGAGAUCACGACUGAUGACACUCUGAUCCCGUACAUGCCAUCAGAGGAUGCCCUGAACCAACUGAGAGAAGAAAUGAUGAACACUGCAUCUUGGAUCUGA